CCGAGGAGGAGCCUCGCGCCGCCAUUUUCCUGCAGCUGCCUGUCCCUUUUGCCCUGACCGGCUUCAGCUGACCAGGGAAGGGGUGGGCUGAGCUGAGGCGGGGGCAGGGGAGUGCCCGGUAUCGUGCCUGACCCCGCGGGUGACAAGAGCCGGUUCUUUCCGGGCUGAGUGGCAGCGCGCGGCCCUGAGCCCCGCCCCAGGCCGGCAGGCGGAGAAGGAGCCGGUGGGGGUAGGGGGGGUGGGGGUCCUCCGGCGCUUGGGGGUCCCAGUCCCCGCCGGCUGCCGAGCGGGAGGGGUGGCGGAGGAGCCGCAGAGAUGUCCGGCCAGAGCUUGACGGACCGAAUCACCGCCGCCCAACACAGUGUCACCGGCUCCGCCGUGUCCAAGACAGUAUGCAAGGCCACGACCCACGAGAUCAUGGGGCCCAAGAAAAAGCACCUGGACUACUUAAUUCAGUGCACAAAUGAGAUGAAUGUGAACAUCCCGCAGUUGGCAGACAGUUUAUUUGAAAGAACUACUAACAGUAGUUGGGUGGUGGUCUUCAAAUCUCUCAUUACAACUCAUCAUUUGAUGGUGUAUGGAAAUGAGCGUUUUAUUCAGUAUUUGGCUUCAAGAAACACGUUGUUUAACUUAAGCAAUUUUUUGGAUAAAAGUGGAUUGCAAGGAUAUGAUAUGUCUACCUUUAUUAGGCGGUAUAGUAGAUAUCUAAAUGAAAAAGCAGUUUCAUACAGACAAGUUGCAUUUGAUUUCACAAAAGUGAAAAGAGGGGCUGAUGGAGUUAUGAGAACAAUGAACACAGAAAAACUCCUAAAAACUGUACCAAUUAUUCAAAAUCAAAUGGAUGCCCUUCUUGAUUUUAAUGUUAAUAGCAAUGAACUUACAAAUGGGGUAAUAAAUGCUGCCUUCAUGCUCCUGUUCAAAGAUGCCAUUAGGCUGUUUGCAGCAUACAAUGAAGGAAUUAUUAACCUGUUGGAAAAAUAUUUCGAUAUGAAAAAGAACCAGUGCAAAGAAGGUCUUGACAUCUAUAAGAAGUUCCUGACUAGGAUGACAAGAAUCUCAGAGUUUCUCAAAGUUGCAGAGCAAGUUGGAAUUGACAGAGGUGAUAUACCAGACCUUUCACAGGCCCCCAGCAGUCUUCUUGAUGCUUUGGAGCAACAUUUAGCUUCCUUGGAAGGAAAGAAAAUCAAAGAUUCUACAGCUGCAAGCAGGGCGACAACACUUUCCAACGCAGUCUCUUCCCUGGCAAGCACUGGCCUGUCUCUUACCAAAGUGGAUGAAAGGGAAAAGCAGGCAGCAUUAGAGGAAGAACAGGCUCGUUUAAAAGCUUUAAAGGAACAGCGCCUAAAAGAACUUGCAAAGAAACCUCAUACCUCUUUAACAACUGCAGCCUCUCCUGUGUCCACCUCAGCAGGAGGUAUAAUGACUGCACCAGCCAUUGACAUAUUUUCUACCCCUAGUUCUUCUAACAGCACGUCAAAGCUACCAAAUGAUCUGCUUGAUUUGCAACAGCCAACUUUUCACCCAUCUGUACUUCCUAUGUCAGCUGCUUCUCAGGUAGCAAGCACAUGGGGAGAUCCUUUCUCUGCUACUGUAGAUGCUGUUGAUGAUGCCAUUCCAAGCUUAAAUCCUUUCCUCACAAAAAGUAGUGGUGAUGUUCACCCUCCCAUUUCUUCAGAUGUAUCCACUUUUACUACUAGGACACCUACUCAUGAAAUGUUUGUUGAUUCUUUUUGUGGUACUCAAGCUUAUCGUAAUACUACCCUUAUGUGCCAUGAGCCUUCUACUGUAGCUGGUUUAUUUGGAGGAUUCACUCCUUCUCCAGUUGCACAGCCACAUCCUUCAGCUGGCCUUAACGUUGACUUCGAAUCUGUGUUUGGAAAUAAAUCUACCAACGUUAUUGUAGAUUCUGGGGGCUUUGAUGAACUAGGUGGACUUCUCAAACCAACAGUGGCCUCUCAGAACCAGAGUCUUCCUGUUGCCAAACUCCCACCUAACAAGUUAGUAUCUGAUGACUUGGAUUCAUCCUUAGCCAACCUUGUUGGCAAUCUUGGCAUUGGAAAUGGAACCACUAAGAAUGAUGUAAAUUGGAGUCAGCCAGGUGAAAAGAAGCUAACUGGAGGGUCUAACUGGCAACCAAAGGUUGCACCAACAACUGCUUGGAAUGCUGCAACAAUGAAUGGCAUGCAUUUUCCACAAUACGCACCCCCUGUAAUGGCCUAUCCUGCUACUACACCAACAGGCAUGAUAGGAUAUGGAAUCCCUCCUCAAAUGGGAAGUGUACCUGUAAUGACACAACCAACCUUAAUAUACAACCAGCCUGUCAUGAGACCACCAAACCCUUUUGGCCCUGUAUCAGGAGCACAGCUGUCGGCAGCAUCCAGCCCCUCCAGUCCCAGUCCUCACAGAGCUUCAGGAAAGGACCCUUUUGCAGAGCUCUCUUUGGAGGAUUUCUUAUAAAUCACUUUAGAUACAGUUUAUGUAACUAGAUGGAAGAGAAUGGAAUUAUUCCAAAAAGACAAGUGUUCAAGCAGCAAAUACUUACUUCCAGCAAAAUCCAAACUGCUGUCUCUUAAACUCUCAUUAGAAUGCUACAGUAACCCAAUGAAGGCCCAUGAAGGAAAUUGGGACUAGUCUAUAGGAGAACAUAUCAAUACAGUUUAUAAAGCCAAGAAUUGCCAUGAAUUCAGACUGUCUUUUUGGUGACUAAUUCUUCAGUUCUUUCAUCUCCUAUUAAUACCCAUAAUCAGUAACCUACCAAGAAAAGCCCUUAUUUGGAAAGAGUGAAAUUUGUAUUUGGAAAAGCUGCCUGGAGAGAAGAGCUGUGUCCUUUACUGUAAUGCAACAGGACUCUUUUGGGGGGAUCAAAUCAUAAUUCUUAAUUAUGCAGUAUCUUUCUUUUCUCCAGUCCUCACAGAUACAGAAACAGUAACUAAAAUUAACUUUUCUUUUAAAAAAUUAUAUAUUCAGUUUGCAGUAGACAUUCCUUAAGUAUUUGUAUUUAUUUAUGAUUAUCAAUUUACGUAACAUUAAUAUUGUAUCAAACCUCCUUAUGAAAAUGAGUAUGGAUGUACACAGUAUGUUUGAUUUUUAUCCAUAAGAAUGAAUCUGAUUCAGAAUGCUUUUCAGCUGACAUACAGAGCACUAAAUAUUUUAAGGCAAGUCCAUAGGCAAGUCUGAAUCGCUUAAGAAUUCUCAGUUUCUAUGGGAUUUAGGGAAGCAUUAUAAAUGCAUUAAUCCUUAUAGUCAAUUCUGUGCCUAGGAUUUUGCAA
Messenger RNA from Balaenoptera ricei (Rice's whale), 3269 nucleotides. RefSeq names its product phosphatidylinositol binding clathrin assembly protein (gene PICALM). Lineage: Eukaryota; Metazoa; Chordata; Mammalia; Artiodactyla; Balaenopteridae. Gene Ontology annotation, cellular component: clathrin-coated vesicle; clathrin-coated pit; extrinsic component of presynaptic endocytic zone membrane. The record is from RefSeq and is a predicted model, not a curated record. The transcript has 23 exons. Gene Ontology annotation, biological process: clathrin-dependent endocytosis; clathrin coat assembly; synaptic vesicle budding from presynaptic endocytic zone membrane. Gene Ontology annotation, molecular function: SNARE binding; phosphatidylinositol-4,5-bisphosphate binding; 1-phosphatidylinositol binding. The coding region runs from base 316 to 2457 and encodes 713 amino acids.